Messenger RNA from Penicillium odoratum, 840 nucleotides. It is a transcript of the gene phb1, whose product is annotated as prohibitin subunit PHB1. The transcript has 2 exons. The record is from RefSeq and is a predicted model, not a curated record. Bases 1 to 840 code for a protein of 279 amino acids. Gene Ontology annotation, biological process: mitochondrion organization. Lineage: Eukaryota; Fungi; Ascomycota; Eurotiomycetes; Eurotiales; Aspergillaceae. Gene Ontology annotation, cellular component: mitochondrion; membrane.
AUGGCCAACGCCCUCUACAAUCUCUACCGGCUGGCAGGCCCCGCCGCUGCCGGUGUUCUGCUGUUCAACGCGUCCAUCUACGAUGUCAAGGGUGGAACACGAGCUGUCAUCUUCGACCGCAUGUCUGGUGUGCAGGAGACGGUCAUUAACGAAGGCACCCACUUCCUUGUCCCUUGGCUGCAGAAGGCAAUUAUUUACGACGUGCGAACGAAGCCGCGCAACAUCUCCACCACCACCGGAAGUAAGGAUCUGCAAAUGGUCAGCUUGACGCUGCGAGUGAUGCACCGUCCGGAUGUGCCGAAACUGCCUCAGAUUUACCAGUCCUACGGUACCGAUUACGAUGAGCGUGUUCUCCCCUCCAUCGGAAACGAAGUCCUUAAGGCAAUUGUCGCCCAAUUCGACGCCGCCGAGCUUAUCACCCAGCGUGAAGCUGUCUCCAACCGGAUCCGUACAGACCUCCUCAAGCGUGCCUCCCAGUUCAACAUCGCCCUGGAGGACGUCUCCAUCACCCACAUGACCUUCGGAAAGGAGUUCACCAAAGCCGUCGAGCAGAAGCAGAUCGCCCAGCAGGACGCCGAGCGGGCACGAUUCAUCGUCGAGCGUGCCGAGCAGGAGCGUCAGGCUAACGUUAUCCGUGCUGAGGGUGAAGCCGAGUCUGCCGAUAUUAUUUCCAAGGCCGUUGCGAAGGCUGGUAGUGGAUUGAUUGAGAUCCGUCGUAUCGAGGCUAGCCGUGAUAUUGCUCAGACUCUUGCGACUAACCCCAACGUCACAUAUCUGCCUGGUGGUGAGGGUAAGGAUGGUGGUAAGAGCACUAGCCUCUUGCUUGGUCUGCGGAGUUAG